AUGGCUUCCGCGAUGGGGAAGACCCCGAGAAUCCUCGCCUGUGUGCUCUGCCAAAACCGCAAGAUUAAAUGUGACCGUCAUACUCCUUGCUCAAAUUGCGUCAAGGCAAAUGUUCCGUGCACCCCGAGCACUCCGGCGCCGCCGCGCAAGCGUAGGCGGCCCAACCAGGACUUACAGCAGAGGCUCGCGCGCUGCGAAGAACUGCUCUCCGAGUAUACAACAAACCCGCGCACUCCGUCUAGUAAUGAUUUCAUAACCCGCGAUGAUUCUUGGAGGCCCAUGGGCAGGUUGGUCAUCGACGAUGAUGGCACCAAAUUCACAGAUAGCCACCUCUGGGCUACCGUGCAUCGCGAAAUCUCUGCCAUGCGCGAAAUACUAGAAGACGACGAACUCGAGGAUCAUUGUACCCCUGCAGACGCUCGCACGCCAGAGCUUCAUUCGAGCCUAAUCCUCUCAGAAGGUACAGACGGUAAUGUUGAAGACUACCGGCCAUCACCAGCCCACGCUUUCCGCCUGUGGCAGACUUUUCUCGAAAAAGUUAACCCGUUAACCAAAGUGAUCCAUGUCCCCUCGGUACAGCCCAAAUUAGUAGAGGCCACGACAGAUCCCAGUUCCAUCCCGAAAAAUGUUGACGCACUCCUCUUCUCCAUCUACGCUAUGGGCGUCGUCGCGUUGAAUGAAAAGGAGUGUCAACAGCAGCUGGGCUGCGGAAAGGAAGAGGCUUAUCAACGGUUUUCCACGGGUUGCCGGAUUGCCCUGAUGCGUAUCGGCAUACUAAAAACCUAUGAUCUCGUCGUCCUACAAGCCUUGGUCUUGUACUUCUUCUCACUGUCAGGUCGUGUCGAUCGCCAUGCCGCAUGGAUCCUCAAUGGCAUCACUGUGAGGGUCGCGCAAAAGAUGGGCUUACAUAGGGAUGGCGAGUUACUCGGGCUCCCCCCUUUUGAAACCGAGAUGCGGAGGCGGGUGUGGUGGCAAAUUAUCCUCAUUGAUACAGUCUAUGCUCUCAUGUCUGGUCUCGGCCAGUCUCUUAUCCCACGGUCAUGGGAUACUAAACAACCCAAUAAUAUAAACGAUGCAGACCUAUACCCCACUAUGACAACACUGCAACCGAGGAGCGGCCCAACAGAUAUGAUCUAUUGCUUGGUAUGCUACGAGAUGGCAAAGAUGCUGAUGGACACACCACAUUUAGAGGCUAUCAUUCUAGGUAAUGAGACCGGCCUACCCGAUAAGGCGCCUGCGGAAGAAGUAGAAAAAGCGCGGCGACGAAUUCAUGAGCUAGACCAGUCUAUCAGCAACAUUCUGGACAACCAUUGUGACCCUUCCAUGGGCCCUAUACACGAGCUAGCUGCAGAGACACGACAUUUACUCAUCUCCAAGUGCCAGGAUCUUAUUUGUCCUGCUAAGGAACAGCCUGAGUGGGGUACAGAAAUCCACAGCAGUGCGGACAAUUUGUUCAAGAUUUGUGUGGCUGGUUUAGAGACGGACUUGAGAUUAUACCACAAGACACGAUUGCAGGGGCAGUUUUUGUGGUUCAUGCUUAACCAGUUCCAAGCCGAGAUGUUGAUAUACAUGGCGGGCCAGCUGUGUGAGCGGACAGCGGGAGGCCUUGUAGAGAGGGCAUGGGCGGCUGUGGAGGAACAUUACCGAUUUCAUCAGGAGCUCUUGACCCUUUCCAGUAAGACACAUCUCGCACUCGGCAUUCUCGUGAUUCGGGCUUGGAAGGCGCGAGAGGCCUUUCUCCAGAAGGCGACGGGAUCGGUGCCAACGACUCCAAACUAUAUUGCCAGACUACGGGCCGUCUUACCAUCAACAGAAGCGAAGCAACUACCAGUCGACGACGAGGUUGAUGGAGGCUCAGAUGUGGCAGCGAGCUUCAACCCACUGGCCAACAGGACGGCACCAACGGGAUUGGGCAUGCCGUGGGACCAGAUGCUUGGCUUUGUCGACGCAGGAGCCCUCGACUGGGACAUGUUUGCAGGGGGCGGUGACAACACGUCGACAGCGGCGAACGCAGCAAGUGGGUAUGGGAUGGGCUUCAUAGGCCAUCAAGGCAACUCUUGGAUGUAG
Messenger RNA from Xylaria bambusicola, 2067 nucleotides. Its product is annotated as fungal-specific transcription factor domain-containing protein. Gene Ontology annotation, molecular function: DNA binding; DNA-binding transcription factor activity, RNA polymerase II-specific; zinc ion binding. Lineage: Eukaryota; Fungi; Ascomycota; Sordariomycetes; Xylariales; Xylariaceae. The record is from RefSeq and is a predicted model, not a curated record. The coding region runs from base 1 to 2067 and encodes 688 amino acids. Gene Ontology annotation, biological process: regulation of DNA-templated transcription; DNA-templated transcription. The transcript is spliced from 9 exons.